ACAUCAUUCGUUUCUUAGUGGGAACACAACUACUUUUCCCGCUUAAUGUUAUUGAUCAAGUCGACCAAGUCGGUACUUUCUUUCUCUCGUGUCGACUGCCAAAGAUCAAUUUAAUGUCAACAACACAGAACAGCAAUGUUCACUCCCAACACAUUUUCUAUUUCGACUUUGGUGAAAUUCUUCAAGAAUUUAUAUUUUUACGUCUAAUCGCUAAAUGUUGUGAAGUGUUUAGUUGGGAUGAGAUCUAUUACAAUGCAGCAAGAUUUAGGACAAGUAAAUCAUGUCUUUUUUUUAUCAACACAGAAGAGAUUCAUGGAAACAUUAAUUCAUACGACAGAAAUCUUAUCAAAGUUGAAGUUAUAAGUGAAGACAAGACUCAGACUAUGUUCGUUUUACAAAAAAUGAUUAUUUUUAUUGACGAAAUAAUCAAUCGAGAUUUCAACCUGGAAUACUUUAGAAAACAGUACAUAUGUGGACCUGUGUGCAAGACGUGUAGUUUCUUAGAUGAUACAAUGGUUUUGGUGAACCUCAUUACACAUGGAAACGAUAUAUCUACACUAAAUGACUAUAAACCAGACAUUUAUCAUAAGGUCACACUUGAGCUAAAGUUGAAUAUCACAUGCAGUCGAAGAGACAAUGAGAUCUGAAGAGCUCAUUACACAACAGCGAUAAUGUAAUUUGUAACACACCACAAACUCUAAGGUGACCUCUAUAUGGACUACAAUAAUUCAAAAACACUUUUCAAGGUUAUAUAUUUACCCGUAUUUUCUGUGGAUACGCCUGUAUGGACGUGAAUCUGCCUUUGUAGUGUUUAGGCCCAUGCUUCUUAAGGUGUCCUGUAAUAGGCCUAUAUAAUCUUAACCAAUAUUCGUGAUAGACACUGUAGAUUGACAAUGA
Messenger RNA from Anneissia japonica, 897 nucleotides. RefSeq lists its product as uncharacterized. NCBI's taxonomy places the organism in Eukaryota, Metazoa, Echinodermata, Crinoidea, Comatulida, Comatulidae. The transcript has 2 exons. Bases 114 to 647 code for a protein of 177 amino acids. The record is from RefSeq and is a predicted model, not a curated record.